AAAAUUCCCCUACCUUCCCCAGCCUGCUUUUUUAAGGAGCCAAGGAGAUUGUAGUUGUUUAGACUCUUCUGUAACGUUAUCUAAACUUCCACAUUUCUUACAAGACGCGUAUAGCUAGGCUGUCCAUUGCUAUAUAGUAAUAAGCCUGUGAAAUUCUUGUCAAUUCCAGUUCAAGAACACGUUGUCAGUUAUCUCUGAAUGGAACAGUGAGCUUUCGAAGCCACUUAAACCGUUAGCGUAGCUAGCUGAAUCCAACAGACUUCAAGACUUGUCAGUGCAGAGCGACGUCUAGAAACUAGAUAUUUGGCGACAACGGACUGCAGGAGAGAUAGCUAUAGAUAGCUGUUAACCUAUACCAACGAUUUGGCUUAAGUUUAUUCUACAAGACAGGUUCUGCAAAUUUGGAAGUCAUGUUCAGCUGGUCAAAUAAAGAUGGCAAGAAAGAUCCAGAACUAUUUCAAACUGUGUCCGAUGGACUGAGGCGACUCUACAGGAACAAACUAUUCCCCCUUGAAGAUGCCUACCGCUUCCACGACUUCCAUUCACCGGCCUUGGAAGACGCCGACUUUGACAAUAAGCCCAUGGUGCUGUUAGUUGGUCAGUAUUCGACUGGUAAAACUACAUUCAUCCGGCAUUUAAUGGAGCAAGAUUUCCCCGGAAUGCGAAUUGGGCCCGAACCGACAACCGACUCAUUCAUAGCCGUUAUGCAUGGAGAGCAAGACGGGCUAAUCCCAGGCAACGCUCUUGUGGUUGACCCCAAGAAACCUUUCAGAAAACUUAAUGCUUUUGGAAAUGCUUUUCUAAACAGGUUCGUGUGUGCCCAGAUGCCCAAUCCAGUCCUGGAGAGCAUCAGUAUCAUCGACACGCCAGGAAUCCUGUCUGGAGAGAAGCAAAGAAUCAGCAGAGGUUAUGACUUUGCGGCGGUGCUGGAGUGGUUCGCCGAGCGCGUGGACCGCAUCAUCCUGCUCUUUGACGCCCACAAGCUGGACAUCUCCGACGAGUUCUCGGAGGUGAUCCGCGCCCUGAAAAACCACGAGGACAAAAUGCGCGUUGUCCUCAACAAGGCGGACCAGAUCGGCACGCAGCAGCUCAUGAGGGUGUACGGCGCCCUCAUGUGGUCGCUGGGCAAAAUCGUCAACACCCCAGAGGUGAUCCGGGUGUACAUCGGCUCCUUCUGGGCCCAGCCCCUCCUGGUGGCUGACAACAGGAAGCUGUUUGAGGCAGAGGAGCAGGAUCUGUUCAGGGACAUCCAGGGGCUUCCUCGCAACGCUGCUCUGAGAAAACUCAACGACCUCAUCAAGCGGGCCCGUCUUGCCAAGGUCCAUGCCUACAUCAUCAGCUCUCUGAAGAAGGAAAUGCCCAACAUGUUUGGAAAGGACAACAAGAAGAAGGAGCUAAUCGCCAACCUGGGAGAAAUCUACCUGAAGAUUGAGAAGGAGCAUCAGAUUUCACCUGGAGACUUCCCCAAACUGGCUAAGAUGCAGGAGAUCUUGGCAGGCCAGGACUUCAGUAAGUUCCAGGUCAUGAAGCCCAAGCUGCUGGAGUCCGUAGAGGACAUGCUGGCCAACGACAUUGCAAAGCUCAUGACUUUGGUCCGCCAGGAGGAAGCUGCCAUGCCCAGCCAGUCCGUCCAGGGAGGUGCCUUCGAGGGCACCAUGAACGGACCCUUCGGCCAUGGCUACGGCGAGGGCGCGGGCGAGGGCAUCGACGAGCUGGAGUGGGUGGUGGCCAGGGAUAAACCCACCUACGAUGAGAUCUUCUACACCCUCUCUCCGGUCAACGGCAAGGUGUCUGGAGCCAUGGCCAAAAAAGAGAUGGUGAAGUCCAAACUGCCCAACACUGUUUUGGGGAAGAUCUGGAAGCUGGCCGACGUGGAUAAGGACGGUUUCUUGGAUGACGAUGAGUUCGCCCUGGCAAACCACCUGAUCAAGGUGAAGCUCGAGGGACACGAGCUGCCGACUGACCUCCCAGAACACCUUGUGCCUCCCUCCAAAAGGGGAUUGUAGAUGGGGACCGUGUCUCAGAUGGAAGUAUAAAUGGGAGGGAUCUAGAUGGGGCGAUAAUGGGAAGGGCCAGGGUUAGGGGGGAAGGAUGGGAGGAGUUAAAAGGGACUAUGAAAUUAAACAGGCGACAGAUGUUGUUUUGUAAAGGGUAGGUUGUGAAAGCUGUGCAGCAUGAAGUUAUGGGGUUGAGAGGUAAAGGAAUAGAUUAGAGAUUAACUAUAUGACCAUUAGCGUAGUAGUCCAUUUACAGAUGCAAAUGGUAGAGAAUAAUACGCAUUUACUCAUUAAUUACUGAAAAACCUGAUCCUCAUGGCUAUAUUCCUAAUUUUGUUUAACAUUAGGCCAUCAACACUCACUUUAAAUCAAUCAUUAGAUAUUUAAUAUUACACAUUUCUGACAUUAAUUUAGUCAACAGGAUCCUGGCCAGUUACAACUAUAGAUGGAAGGAUUUUCCUAUGGCACAGUCAUAUUACUCCAAUAGAGGUGACUAUUGAAAAGGAUGGGGCGUUUAUUUUGCAUUUAUGGUGGGGAUAUGUUAUUUAAUCAGUUUUAGUUUCAAAAAGAAGUCACAACUUGGGUCUGGAUGAUUGUCACCAACCAAAACCGUGAACACUGGCUCUUUUGAAUGAAAACAAGACACUCAAGCGCAAGGCCAUACACCCUUCUGUUGUGUUCUGUUGUGGUUCCCAACAUGGCACUACUUUUCACAAUAAAGGUAGAUUAUCCUACAGAGAGAACCAUUGUUGACACCUUGAAUGAUACUGUGACAUAGGCGGGGGAUGGCAUGAAAUUAUUUUAGACUUUAGUACCUUUCUGACUUACCUAACCUCAGAUGCUUUGUUUUAAUAAACUUUUGCCUGAAGUUGCCUUCUGAAGCUAUUGAUAUGUUAUAAUGCCACUAUAACAUUUCUGUAGUGUAUUGCUUUCUCAAGCUGUAAUAUCCUAGGCAUAGGGGGAGAGUUGCAGGCAAUGGAAUAAAAUGACAUUUUGAAGAGAAGUUCUGUACCCUCCAAAUACCACUUCAGUGUUCAUGGGUCGCAUGACUCUCAUUGUAUGAACACCAUUAACAUCUUUGGUCAGCCUUAAUACCAAAAUUGUUGGAGUACUGUUUGUAGGUUUGCCUCAACUACUUUACAGUUCUCUCAAAUGUUCAUAUGUACAUUGUUUUUGGUCUAUUUUGAAAUAAAAGUGUAUUAUAAUGUG
Molecule: messenger RNA, 3206 nt
Organism: Hypomesus transpacificus
Lineage: Eukaryota; Metazoa; Chordata; Actinopteri; Osmeriformes; Osmeridae
Gene: ehd1b
Product: EH-domain containing 1b
Exons: 5
Coding region: 411-2006 (531 amino acids)
Biological process (GO): endosomal transport; clathrin-dependent synaptic vesicle endocytosis
Cellular component (GO): presynaptic membrane; cytoplasm; intracellular vesicle
Molecular function (GO): GTP binding; protein binding; molecular adaptor activity
Source: RefSeq, a predicted model, not a curated record